Molecule: messenger RNA, 1711 nt
Organism: Lampris incognitus (smalleye Pacific opah)
Lineage: Eukaryota; Metazoa; Chordata; Actinopteri; Lampriformes; Lampridae
Product: E3 ubiquitin-protein ligase DTX4-like
Exons: 5
Coding region: 119-1711 (530 amino acids)
Biological process (GO): protein ubiquitination; Notch signaling pathway
Cellular component (GO): nucleoplasm
Molecular function (GO): zinc ion binding; ubiquitin protein ligase activity
Source: RefSeq, a predicted model, not a curated record
UGUCUGCCUUGUAGACGACACAAUGUUACCGGACGCUGGUCAAUAACGGGUUGUUUCUGUGUGUGUUUUCCUCUGUUUCGGUCGCACCCCUCCGUCCGGCAGGGCCAGCGGUAACGACAUGCUCCUGGCCUCCGCCGUGGUUGUGUGGGAAUGGCUGAACGAGCACGGCCGGUGGCGGCCCUACGGCCCCGCCGUGUCCCACCACAUAGAGGCGGCCAUCCGGAGCAGCGACCCCCGCGGAGGGAGCGUGGUUCUCGGCCAGGUGGACAGCCGCCUCUCGCCGUACAUCAUCGACCUCCAGUCCAUGCACCAGUUCAGACAAGACACAGGGACCAUCCGUCCAGUGCGGCGGAGUUUUUAUGACCCCGCGUCUGCCCCGGGCCAGGGUUGGCAGUGGGAGUGGGAGAAUGACAGUGGCACCUGGACGCCCUACGACAUAGAGGUUGCCAUCGCCAUCCAGAAUGCUCACAACCGCCAGCAGCCCUGCCUUGACCUCGCCCCGCUUGGUUUCUGCUACCUCGUCGACUUUCAGAACAUGACACAGGUAAACCGACAGAGCCAGCGGUGUAGGAGGAUCCAGAGGCGGGCUGAUAUAGCCUAUCCACUGAUCUCCGGCCCCCUUCCUAUACCCAAAGGAGGAGGGGGAGGGUUAACAGGGGCCCUGCUGGGUGUAGGGGUAUCAGGAGCUAGUGUCGGGACUGGUAACCCCGUCUACUCCAAUGGAGGAUUACCAGCUACUGGACUUGGCCAGCCUUGCACCUGUCAACAGUGCAUGCUGGUCCUAAGUGUGAAGAAUAGCGGAGGAGGAGGUGGGAUGCAGACGCUAGGCAGGCGCUCACUAACUGUGCAGCGGCCUAAAAACUCAGCCACCACCCCCUCCAAACCCCUGAGUCCCUCUAAAUCAGCCACUCUGGGCAGAGCACUGCAGCAGAACUCGAAUUCCAACUCCAACUAUUCUCUGACAUUACCCCAUGGCCUUGCCAUCUCAAAAAACACUGCCACGGCAAGACAAAAUGCCCAACUCUUUGCCCAGUCUCUGGCAGCCCUCACAGCAGGCACAGCCUCUCUUGGCUUGUCCUCUUCUUCAAAUAGGCCUCCUCCCCCAUCUCUCCCACCCCCACAGCCCCCGUUAUCAAAUCAGAAUAUGCAGUCUGUGCCAGCUACAGCUUCCCCAUCUUCCAAUGAUGAAACCGUGCCAACAGCUACACUGGUCACACCGGCGACCAGCGUGACCACUCCCCCCUCCCCAGUGCCAUCUCCAUCCACCGCGGUAAUGAAGCCACAGCGUUCGCCAUCAUCAGCAUCAACAGUAUGCCAUGCCCCCUUGCCACAGCGGUCAAGUUUAGCCGGACUGAGUAGACCGGCGUUACAGAGAAUCGCUAUGGCCCAGUCAAGAGCACUCAUAGCAUCAGGUGGGAGUGAGAACCUCACCGGAGUGAUGGUGCUAGUUCUAUCUGCUCUGGUCUUCCGGCUCAGCUUUGGGGAAAGAACCCGUUCCUACGCGGUGCCGUACUGCAGCGGCUCGGCAGGUAAAGAGGUCGCCCAGCAGUGGCCGCUCACGAGUCAGGUGAUGGCGUCCACUGACCACCAGACUGGUUCCUCUGCACACCGUCUGAUGUUUGGGCCCAUGACCCUACUGGGCUCUUCUGCUGCAAACACCAUGGAGCGUCCUGCUGCCAGCGCCUCCUUGGAUCCUAGUAAUUCGGAGUAA